This is a messenger RNA of Durio zibethinus, 2592 nucleotides long. NCBI's taxonomy places the organism in Eukaryota, Viridiplantae, Streptophyta, Magnoliopsida, Malvales, Malvaceae. The record is from RefSeq and is a predicted model, not a curated record.
UAUUUGAUUCAUCUUUAGCAGCCCCCUCCCUCCAUCCUCUAAGAAAAGAAAAUUGGAGUUCAAAGACCAGUUCAUAAUAUGAGCAUGACAUAGUGCUUUGCAUUCUUGCAAUUAGCCGUAGAACAGAGAAUUUGGAUAUUACCACUAACAUGGCAGAAUGAUCGGGGGCCAAGCAGCUGGUCUAGGAGGGAUGGGCCUACAGCUUCAUGAUAGACACCUUCAGGAAUAGCCCCACAAGGGAAAAUAAAAAGGAAUCAAAGACCGGUUAUCAUGAUUAACAAACAAAAGAAAGCAAAAGAGGAAAAAAAAAAAAGCAAAGCUAGAAGAAAUAACCCGUGGCCCAAAGCCCCAAAUCAACAUCUAGAAAUUUGGUUCAGCAACAGGCGAUGUCUAAUUGUUGCUGUCUUCUCUUCUUGUUUACCUUCUUAUAAUUAUUUGGUGUCUAGCCUAGUAGCCGACUCAGGAGAUGGGCAGGACAGGCACAAGGUUACCAGGUUUCUGCCUAAACAGGAUUAGGCCCCAUGUUAGAGUCCGGUCUCCUCCAAUACAAGCCAAGCCUAAUGUGAAUUUUUCUGACACUGAUCAAAAGGAUGAAAUUUGUGGCAAAGUUGGAGAAGAUAAAUCCAGCAAUGGAGAAAAACCUGGGUUUGUAAUUGGAAGGAACAUCAUGAUCGUGGUUGAUUCCAGCAUUGAAGCCACGGAAGCUAUACAAUGGGCACUCUCUCACACUGUCCACUGUCAGGACACAGUUAUUCUUCUUUAUGUGACAAAGCCCUCGAAACAAGUUACAAAUGAUGUGUCCGAUAAGAGCGAAGCUCCAAGUCCAAGGGCAUGUGAACCAGUUUCCUCCCUGAAAAAUAUGUGCAAGCAGAAGAGACCAGAGGUUGAAGUUGACGUAGCAGUGGUGCAGGGAAAAGAGAAAGGUCCAACAAUAGUUGAAGAGGCCAAAAAACAAGGAGUAGCACUUCUGGUUUUGGGACAGAAAAAAAGGUCCAUGACUAGGCGUCUCAUCAUGAUGUGGGCGGGGAACCGGGUAACUGGUGGAGUUGUCGAUUACUGUAUCCAGAAUGCUAGUUGCAUGGUAGUUGCAGUAAGACGGAAAAGCAAAAAACUUGGAGGUUAUUUGAUCACCACUAAGCGGCACAAAGAUUUCUGGCUCUUGGCUUAAACAAAGCAGCAUUAUUUUUUAUUUCCUACCAACUCUUUUCAACAGAGGGGAUUGAGGAUUCUAUUCUUACUCCAGAAUAUAUGUGAUUUUUCCAGUGUUAUGGUUUGUAAAUAACGCUACUAAUGUAUAUUGAGAAAAGGAAAAGGGGGUUUGGUGUGUGAAUGAAAAAGUUUGUGUUGUGUCAUUUUUCGUGGCCCUGGCGAUUAUGGCUGAAGGGAAAGACAAUUGGGUCCCUUGACCACUUCAGGGUCUCUUCCGGAUGCUGCAGUGGCCUAAAAGAAGCACAUAGUUCAACAAAUUUUGGUUUUUUGCAAUUUAUACCAGCAGGUAGAACAGGGUUGGUACUCUUAGAUCCUCCUCAAAUUGCCGACGUUUGUUGCAGCAGAGAUGCUGGCAGGAUGAUCAGCUUUUCUGAAGCUGCAACACACCAUAACUGCACCAUGCAUGGUUGUAAUUACAAUAAUUUGGUCUUUGACAUGGUUUCUGCUUUAACCUUGUAACUAUAUCUCAGUUGGUUUACAAGAAAUGCUUUCGAUCUGAUUAAUUGGCAAAUUUUGUGUGAUAUUGCCAUGUUUCUAUAAUCUAUAGACCAACUUAUUCAAAAAGACCAUUUCAAAGGGGGGGUUGACCGCCAAAUCAACCCUGUAUGCUAGAAUGUUGGUGCCAGAAAUCCAACUAGAAAAUGUAUGGACUUGAACUGUUGAACAAUUGCUGCUGAGGCUAUAACUUAAAUCCAUUUCUAUUCAUGCUCCAAAGUCCAAACAAGAUAGUUACAUUGAUUGGCCACAUAAAACUGGUGGACAGUCUGUUAUUGGAGCAGUGACCCAUUGGUCAUGCAUGCUUCAAAUGCACUUCAUUGUUGCACUUAUAACGACAUAAAUGCAACAGACUCCCAAGCAAUUUUCCUCGUACCUUUUCUUUGCCCAUCGUACAUGGAGUAUAGGCCAUCAAUUGGAAGAAAUAUGGAUGAGUCUGAUACUUGUCAUAACUUUUGGGCCCCCUAUUCCUUCAACAUGGAGCAAGCACUUUAUCCAAGCAACAUCGAGGAUUUCGGCCCCUAUCACCACAAAAAUGUCGAACCCAAAGCCCACCAUAAUAAACCCCGCACAGAACCCAAAACUGUGAACCCCUGUAAUUCUUCUUCGUUUCCUUCAUGUCCUGUUCUUCUCAACCGCCCUUUCAUAUGACCAUGUCGCAGCAGCCUAUGGUUAAUCAUUCAAGUGGGGAAGCCAAAAGCAAGAAGAAAACAAGGAAGAAGGACAGCAAAAAGGGCAGCCCCAGAUGCCAUCUCCAUGAAGCUCAAGGCUUAAAAAUCCAACCCUUUCGAGACCAUCUGGUCCCGCUGCAAGUUCGACAUGCUUGGCCAGAAACGCAAGGGAGAAGAACGCCGGAUUGGCCUUGCUCGUUCCCUCGCCAUCCAAAAG